AUGGAAUCACACCACCACUCUGGUAUAUCACACCACAACUCUAAUGGUUCUAGUACUUCGACCACAAUCGACUCGUUGUCACCAUCCCUAUCGAUCUCCAACUCUUCAACACCACCAUUAUACAACAGUGGCGAUAAGAAACGACUCAGAAUUUUGUGUUUGCAUGGAUACAAACAAAACGCAAAUUUGUUCAAGAGCAAGACCGCUGUACUUAGAAAAUCUUUAGAUGAUAUUGCAGAGUUUGUUUACGUUGAUGCUCCACAUACAAUUGAUGAAGCUAAAGGUACAGCCUCUUGGUGGAGAGCUAGUGGUGAUGGAAAAGAGUAUCGUGGUUGGGAAACUACUCUUGAUUAUCUUAAAAAUAUUUUUAUUAAAAAGGGACCAUUUGAUGGAAUUAUUGGAUUUUCUCAAGGUGCCAUUUUAUCAAGUUUAAUUAGUUCAAUCUCAUCUCUCAAUCAAGAGAGUGAUAAUUAUUUUACUGGAUACAAGGAAAUUUCGAUCAAAUUUAGUUUGUUGUUUAGUGGUUUCCAAAGCAGAGCCACUGUUCACCAAUCUCUCUAUCCUUCCAACGACAAUGAAAGCAAUCAAGGAUCAUACCCACUCUCCAAGAUUGCUACCCCUUCUCUACACGUCUGGGGCAAGGCUGACGAAUUGGUAUCCGCCUCCAAUUGCGAAAGUCUCUCACUCCAAUUCUCUGAACCACAUAUUUAUAUUCACGAACAAGGUCAUCUCAUUCCUCUCUCCAAGAAAGAUAUCGAACACUAUAGAAACUUUCUUCAACAAUUUUUAAAUAACGAAGAAGGGUUGGAAUAA
This is a messenger RNA of Cavenderia fasciculata, 813 nucleotides long. Its product is annotated as DUF341 family protein. The record is from RefSeq and is a predicted model, not a curated record. Bases 1 to 813 code for a protein of 270 amino acids. Gene Ontology annotation, cellular component: nucleus; cytoplasm. The transcript is spliced from 3 exons. Lineage: Eukaryota; Evosea; Eumycetozoa; Acytosteliales; Cavenderiaceae.